Trichoderma virens Gv29-8 is the source of this 993-nucleotide messenger RNA. RefSeq lists its product as uncharacterized. The transcript is spliced from 3 exons. Bases 1 to 864 code for a protein of 287 amino acids. Lineage: Eukaryota; Fungi; Ascomycota; Sordariomycetes; Hypocreales; Hypocreaceae. The record is from RefSeq and is a predicted model, not a curated record.
AUGGCAGAAUUUCUCAUCAAGAACGAGGAUCUUAGUGUCCUCAAGGGCAAAGUGGUUGUCCUCACAGGCGGCUCGUCAGGUAUUGGCCUCGCAACAGUCAACCUUUUACUGUCAUUAGGGGCAUCUGUGGUCAGCGGCGAUGUCAACCCACCCGCGGCCUCCGAGACAGAAACGCCCGGCCUGCUAUAUGUGAAGACCAAUGUAGCCAACUGGGGUGACCUGAGAGCGCUAUUUGAGAAGGCGAAGCAGCACCAUGGCCGAAUCGACUGCGUUUUCGCUAACGCCGGCGUUGGUCCCCGAGCUAACUACCUGGCUCUUGAGACGGAUGAGGAGGGGAACCUGCAGGAACCGACUCACGAGCUCCUGGACAUCGGUUUGAGAGGCCUCAUCAACACAGCUUCUCUGGCUGUUCACUAUAUGAAGGAACAGCCUGAAGGUGGUAGCAUUGUGCUUAUGGGCUCUAGCACCGGGUUGCAACCCCUUCGAGCCGUCGAUUACUCCACGGCCAAGCAUGGUGUCCUAGGUUUCGGCAGAGGACUUGCACGGCUUGCAGGUGUUGCGGGAGUUCCCAUCCGCAUCAAUACUCUGAUGCCUUCAUGGACGAUGAGCAACGUCCUCCCAGACUUGGAAGGCCUUAUGAGAGGCAUCUCGCAUGUGCCACAGCCCGCUUUGGCGGUCGCCCGCGCUGCGGCUCACCUGAUGGCCGAUGCAUCCAGACAGGGAGACGUGAUUUUUGUGGCUGAUGGAACGUACAAGGAAAUCGAAAAGACGGUGCUCUAUCCCGCGUACGAAACCAUCAAAGGAGAGGGAAACCCCAGCGACGACGAGGUUUUGAAGCGUCUUUUAGAAGUGCCGGCGCAGUAAACUAGGGAUUUAGUGCCUUGAGCGAGUUGGAGCUUUCCAGGAUUAAAUUGCAUAGUACGGAGUAUGAGUACAUAGAUAAGCAAGCUAGCAUGGUUUUUCGUUGAAGCGCUAAACACUUUGAGUAAGUUU